Messenger RNA from Thalassophryne amazonica, 771 nucleotides. RefSeq names its product protein lin-7 homolog B-like. The transcript has 5 exons. The coding region runs from base 82 to 756 and encodes 224 amino acids. NCBI's taxonomy places the organism in Eukaryota, Metazoa, Chordata, Actinopteri, Batrachoidiformes, Batrachoididae. Gene Ontology annotation, biological process: protein localization to basolateral plasma membrane; maintenance of epithelial cell apical/basal polarity; neurotransmitter secretion. The record is from RefSeq and is a predicted model, not a curated record. Gene Ontology annotation, cellular component: cell-cell junction; basolateral plasma membrane; synapse. Gene Ontology annotation, molecular function: L27 domain binding.
CGGUCUUUCGUUGUGACGAUGGGCGGAUCUUCGCUGUGAUUGAGGGUUUGUGGUUUCCUUCCGGACCGUGUGGUCUUCAGAAUGAUGUCCUCCUAUUUUCACCUCCCUAAAGAAGCGGACGUGUCGGAGCCGCUGUGCUUGGAACGAGAUGUUUGCAGGGUGAUUGAGCUGCUGGACCGACUACAGCGCAGCGGUGAGCUGCCUCAUCCCAAACUGCAGGCCCUGCAGAGAAUUCUGCAAAGCAAAUUCUGCACUGCAAUCAGAGAGGUGUACGAGCAGCUUUAUGACACUCUGGACAUUGCUGGAGGACCAGAGGUUCGAGCACAAGCAACAGCCAAGGCUACAGUGGCGGCCUUUGCAGCCAGUGAGGGCCACGCCCACCCGCGGGUAGUGGAGCUUCCAAAGACAGAAGAGGGGUUGGGCUUCAACAUCAUGGGUGGCAAAGAACAGAACUCUCCCAUCUACAUCUCCAGAGUGAUUCCUGGGGGCGUGGCUGACCGGCAGGGAGGGCUGAAAAGAGGAGACCAGCUGCUGUCUGUCAAUGGCGUGAGUGUUGAGGGAGAGCACCACGAAAAGGCCGUGGAGCUACUGAAAGCUGCUCAGAGUUCAGUCAAACUGGUGGUUCGAUACACUCCCAAGGUCCUGGAAGAAAUGGAGGCUCGAUUUGAAAAGAUGAGGAUUGCCAGGACGGCACCAGCACACCAGCUACACGUGAGGCUGCUUGUUGUUCUGCACUCAUUCGUCACUGUUAAGUGACUAACUUAAGGAAAA